AUGGAGGGCAACGGGCCCAGCGGAUUUGGCGGAAACAUCCUGGGCGGACGGGACGGCGACGAGGCAUGGCAACUUCCCGCUCAGAGUCGGGUGCAACUCGCCUUGAAGGGUGAUAUGGAGGGCUCGCUGUUUUCCAAACACCACGUGUGGCUCGUGAUCCAGCCAGAGCGAGGAACGUCGGUCGAACGGCGCUACUCGGACUUUGUCUACCUCCUCGACGCGCUCACCAAGCGCUACCCCUUCCGGCUCCUCCCCUCCCUCCCGCCGAAACGCAUCCAGCUGCAAGGACGGUACCUCGCUGCGGACGAUCUGUUCCUCGAGCGACGACGGAAGGGACUGGAGAGGGCACUGACGGCGCUGACGAGUCAUCCGGUUAUCAAGCACGAUGGGUUGUUGGCGACUUUUCUGAACGAGCAGACCGACCUCACGCUCUACCGCAAAGCCCACCCCUUCGAUCUCUCUGAAGAAUCCCACACGCGCACCCUCUCCCCCUCGGACCUCUCCAAGCUUCCCCAGGACCUCGACUCGCGCCUCACCCUCUUGCGGCAACGGAUCGCCCCGCUAGUCGAGCACUGGACCCGCAUAACCACAACGCUCGACCGACUCGCCCAUCGCCGUCUGAACCAAUCAAAGGAGUACGAGGCGUUCAAAGAGUCGCUCGAGGCGGCUGUGAGGGUCGAGAGGGAGCAGGGCGCAGAGGCAUACAAGCAGAGGAUGGUCGAGCAGACGGAGAGGGAGGUGCUUGCGACGGCGAGGGUGGCGGGAGAGGUGGGCGAGACGGAGGGCGCGAGCGCGAGGAGGAAACUCGAGACGGUCGUCGAGGAGGUCAAGCGGCACCGCGAGAUCUACGUCAACUUGCGCGACCUCUUCGCGCGGCAAACAACGCUCGGCAUCGACAAUGUCGACAAACUGCGCAAGCGCGUCGAGACCAACACCUCCAAGCUCUCCAUCCUCCGCACCGCCUCCCCCCGCCCGCCCACAUUCGACGCAGACGCCGACCGCCUCACCUCCCUCAUCGACGCAGACCAACGCUCGAUUGACCAGCUCCUGAGAAGGCGAGAUUUCGUGAGGUGGUGUGUUUGGGAAGAGGUUGGCUGGGCGUUUCGAUGCACUUCGCUCCUCUCCCUCGCGCUCAAGGGAUACGCGGCGGACGAGACGGCGUAUGCGAAGAGGCUGGCGGAACAGUGGGGCGCGUUGGCUGAGGCAUUGGGGCCGACGCAGCUGUGA
Messenger RNA from Rhodotorula toruloides NP11, 1227 nucleotides. Its product is annotated as sorting nexin mvp1. Gene Ontology annotation, biological process: retrograde transport, endosome to Golgi; protein targeting to vacuole. Gene Ontology annotation, molecular function: phosphatidylinositol-3-phosphate binding. The transcript has 6 exons. The record is from RefSeq and is a predicted model, not a curated record. The coding region runs from base 1 to 1227 and encodes 408 amino acids. Lineage: Eukaryota; Fungi; Basidiomycota; Microbotryomycetes; Sporidiobolales; Sporidiobolaceae. Gene Ontology annotation, cellular component: endosome.